CGCCACGCGCAGCACUUCCAUCGUCGGCGCUUCUUCCAGGUUAGGCUCACGUGAGUUCGCGCGUCAGCUGCGGAUCUCGGGUGGGCAAGCACGAGUGAGGUCCGGACCUUACUUGACGGAUCUGGAGGAAAUUUCGGGUGCCGAGGAUCGAAUCCGCGGCCUGAGCGGUUGGUUGGGGUAAACAUGGUGAAGCUGACGAUGUUGGCGAGGGUGGCGGACGGCUUGCCCCUCGCGGAGGGUCUGGACAGCGAAAGGCAGCAGGAUCUCGAGCAGUACAAGCAGCAGGCGAAGACGCUGUUCAAGAAGCUGUCGCAGGGACCGCCCCCGCCCUCGCGGAUGAGCUACGAGAGCGGGGCGUUCUUCCUGCACUACCUCAUCGAGGACGGCGUGUGCUACCUCACGCUCUGCGACCGGGGUUAUCCGAAGAAACUCGCGUAUCAGUACCUCGAGGACCUGUGCAAGGAGUUCGCGGCAGCGAACGGCGGGCAGGUUGAGACGGUGGCGAGGCCGUACGCGUUCAUCAAGUUCGACACUGUGAUACAACGGACGAAGAAGCUGUACCAGGACACGCGCACGCAGCGUAACCUGAACAAGCUCAACGAGGACCUGCACGACAUACAGAGCGUGAUGACACGCAACAUCAACGACAUCCUCGGGCAGGGCGAGAAGCUGGACCACGUGUCCAACAUGUCGCAGAACCUGGCGAGUGAGACCCGAAAGUACAGCGCCAAGGCCAAGGACCUCGCGUUCCAGGCGCUCAUCCAAAAGUACAUGCCCCUGAUCGUCGUCGGUGGAUUCCUGUUCAUGUUCCUCUUCAUCAGGUAUUACGUGUUCGGGAGGUGAGGACACGAGACGCGGGUGUCGCACGUCCCAGUCCGCGGCGCCGAGGAGUGAUAUUAAACUUGUAAAAGA
Micromonas commoda is the source of this 912-nucleotide messenger RNA. RefSeq lists its product with no specific name. Lineage: Eukaryota; Viridiplantae; Chlorophyta; Mamiellophyceae; Mamiellales; Mamiellaceae. Gene Ontology annotation, cellular component: SNARE complex; endoplasmic reticulum-Golgi intermediate compartment; ER to Golgi transport vesicle membrane. Gene Ontology annotation, biological process: vesicle fusion with Golgi apparatus; retrograde vesicle-mediated transport, Golgi to endoplasmic reticulum; endoplasmic reticulum to Golgi vesicle-mediated transport. The transcript has a single exon. Gene Ontology annotation, molecular function: SNAP receptor activity. The record is from RefSeq and is a predicted model, not a curated record. Bases 184 to 843 code for a protein of 219 amino acids.